AUGAAUACAACUACAACAGAGAUUCCUAAUGGCUUUUCUAUUGGAACUUCAGCUCCUUCAAGAAUGAUCACAUACGUUGUUCUUCAAUUAUGUCAACUUCUCUCUUUACCCGCUUAUGGGUUCGUUGGAUUUCAUCUUCUUAGUAGUCAAAAUCUGCUACAAACAUUGAACAACCAUGCUAUUAUAAUUCUCUUAUUAAUUAACUUUAUUGUACUUACCGUCGAUUUAUCUUUCGUUUUGAAUUUCCUUCGAACGGGUGUUACUUCUCCAUCGACAAAUGUCACAUGCAUUAUUUGGAUCUUUAUUGACAUCUGUAUGUAUAACGGCAGUAAUCUGCUUAUGUGUUGGGUGUCUAUUGAACGGCACUUACUGACGUUUCAUGCAAAUUGGUUAAAUACACGAAAAUGUCGAUUCUUUUUACAUUAUUUACCUCUUGGCUGUAUUAUUGGAUACAUAUUCAUAUAUUACAUCUAUGUCGUAUUCUUUUAUCCAUGUGAAAACAGUUUCAAUUUUACGUAUGCCUUUUGUGGUUAUCCAUGUUAUGCUUUGCAACCUGCACCGAGUCUUUUUAACAUUGAAACGUUAGUUCAUCAAGUGGCAUCAUGUUUCGUUAUUGGAGGAUUUAGCACCGCUCUUUUGAUUCGCACUUUAGUGAGAAAAUGUGUCAGACAUCAAAUGAUUCAAUGGCGCAGAUAUAAGAGGAUGACACUGCAUCUUUUAAGUAUUUCAUUUGUCUACUUAGUUUUUAACAUCCCCUAUGCCAUCAAUCCUCUUGGCCAAUUGAUCAAUGGGUCACAGCCAAUAAAUGAUGCUAUACACAUCAAUGUAUUCGGUUAUUGGGCCUAUGGAACGUGUUUGUUAUCACCAUACGCUGUGUUAAUCUCAGUACCCAAUUGUUGGAAUAAAUUGCGUCAUCUAUUCUUUUUUCGAAAAAGACUUAUUGCACCAUUAUUAACCAACAACCCUCAAUUUCGUUAG
Molecule: messenger RNA, 978 nt
Organism: Adineta ricciae
Lineage: Eukaryota; Metazoa; Rotifera; Eurotatoria; Adinetida; Adinetidae
Source: the annotation of a GenBank genome assembly